CCGUGAUUCUGUGAUUCAGAGGUCCACAGUGAAACAGCGAGAAGCCAUGGUUUCACACUGUCACAUGAGAAACUUCAAUUAGGCCGAAGGGCUGUUCAUCGUGAGAAGAGGUACCUAGCCUGGGAAAUCUUCAGCCUCAGAGGUGUUUGGAAGACACCUUGACAGGGGCCCAAGGCUGACAAGAAAGUGAGAAAAAUGGGAAUAAAGAGUAAUCAGUGCAGUAAGAAAGUGCGGAAGGAGGGGAAGUCUCAACUCUGCCUUCCACAAGUCCCUUACAGGCAGUGCAGAGUGUGGAGCAGUAGGCCAGGGUAGUCAGCAGGGGGUUAGAAACCCUUCCAGACAGCCUCUAUGAGUUUACAAAGAGGAUGUCAUGUUUACCCUAACUGCUUGCUGUUAGCCAAACUUUUUGUAAAGCCCAAGAAGUGACUGAAUAUCCAUCUGUUUAAUUGUGCAAAUUUAUGGGUUUCAAACUCAUUUCCCAAGUUAAUGAAGUCUCUGUGCACAUACUGACUCUUAUCAUUCCCCUGGUUGUAUUUGACAAGGAAUGGGCUGCAACAUUUGUAGAGCUUUCAUGAAAGUUGAGAGCCAGAUCAGAGAGUGACUCCUGAGUGAGUCCACUCCAUAAGCAAACUUUCUGCCAUGUUUGAUAAAAUUAAAUGAUCCUAUAGAUUUAAUGCUUCUUCUGGACUUAUAACCUCUUGUCUCUGUCCUGCUUGGUUGUUUGGUUGUUGUUAUAACAUUUCAGUAAAAUCCACAAAUGAGUUUAAAAGUGAUGAAUAUAAGAAAGAUCCAAGGAGGUCAUGGAAACAGUAAGGCACAGAUAAAACUUCUGGCUUGUUAGUUUUUAAGUUUUAUGUAGCCACAAAUGGGAAACUAUAACAGGGAAAGAUAGCCAUAUGUUUGAGCCUUAAACAUCAUCCUUAAACAUCCACGUAUCUCUUCCCCUUCCCUCAUCCUUACCCUUUCCCUGUUCUUCCCCUCCCUUCUCACCCCUUUUCUGUAAAAAAUUAGGUCAUACGUGAAGGAUUGUGAGAUUCCAUGGCCAAUGGCUUUGCUACAGAGGUGAGGCUGUAACUUCACAUCAACCAUGCCACUGUUUCUGUAGCAUACCUCACCUUUUAUUGGGCCGUUUGUCCUCUACUGAACUUGCAGGUGGGACUUAGAGCAUUGGAUUUAGCUUUCUGCAUACAUCAGUGCAUCUGUGGCUCAAGCACAGCUCUGUUUCCUGGCAGAUGCAGGCUCCUCCUACUUCUAGAAAGCCCAAACCCUCUGGUUUUGUAGGCCACAUUUGCAGCCAGCAAAAAUGGCUUCGAACUGUUUUGAUCUCUCUCUGAUAGUUUCCUCCUGAAGUUGUCCACUGUCUGAUCUAUGAUUUCAGACAAAGGGAGAAUUAAAGGCACUAUGUGCUGGGCUGGAUAAACUUCUAGGUCCUUAAUUUUCUUGAGUAGCUGAGGUAACAAAUCCAUGAAACACUGCUUUAGUGCACAGAGUAACUUAUUUGAUAUGCCCACUAUGUAAAAUAAGAAAAAAUCACUUGCAGCUCAUUAGCUAUAUGUACAACAAAAGAGAUUUAGACUUCCUUGCUUCUGUAAUUUACUACUGUCAUAUAAGGGCUUCAGGUCAGAGCACAGUGCUGAUUUUGAGACUCAGACUAUGAUGAACGCCAUUAUUUUUCAGUGUGGGUUUUGUUUGUUUGUUUGUUUGUUUGUUUGUUUGUUUGUUUGUUUUUAACAUUCAGGGCACUACUGUGUUUAGGAAGAGGAGGUGGAGGAGGAGGAGGCAUCACCAAAAAUCUUUCUUUACUGUCUUGGAAGUAUAUAGUGAUUUUGUGACACUACAUCAUUGUUCAUUGUGAAACUUAAGGUUCCUGUUGGCUCAGUGUAUUAAUAAAGAAAUGUAGUUGCUGAAGCCUCUGCAAAUUUAUUUUAUUGUUUGUGUUCAUGCAGGCCACGGCUGUACAAAACCCCAUCCAAGUUCUUCACAAACUCUAGGCUUACUUUCUAUGUCUGUCUCCUCUGCACUGAAGAAUGGAAAAGGGAAUCUUGUGCCUCAUCUUGCCAGUGCCUCUUUUCUCAGGCAAUCCAAGGAGCCUAGCCUGAUUUAAAUGGCUGUGGGAGAGGAGUAGGUUACUGAGGGGGGAGGUGACUAUCUGGAGAGCAUGUAUAACCGGAACUUAUGAUUCAGCACUGACAGGGAGAAAGAGUCAGAAUAAAAUUAGAUCUGAAUGAAGCUUGCAUCUGGGAUAAGGAAAAAGCAUGCUAAGCUGAGGAAAAAGUAUGGAGGACAGAGAAAAAUGUAACUAACAGAGAUGAACAGCCUGUGAAGAACCUCCUAGGACAGCGUGCAGAGCAUAAGAUUAGGAGCAGCAGCACCCUCUGGCCAUGGGUUUGCAGUCCCAGAAUAGAUUUCCAGCAAGAUGGUCUCCAGAGCAGAUGAUCAAACAUUUUCUCCUAUGCAAGAGCCCUAUGUCCAUUCUUGUGUGGACUUUGCCUGUUCUACACCCUCUGAAGUUUAUCUAUGACUUGCUGAGGGAGGAGAAAGAGAGAGAGAUGGGAGGCAGCUGAAAGCUCUGUUCCCUCCCUUUUCCCAAAAGUCAUCUGAUUUCUCGAAAAUCUCUAAUACGGACCAGAUCUGUGCACUCCCCCACACAGCUGGAGCCAACAAGGUUGUGCAACUUGUUCUGGAAAUUCCCUCUUCUGCUGAAAGCCGGCUUGGAUACUUUUGGAGUGAAAAGGAAGGAAAAAGAAAAAGAGAAGAGAGAAAGAAGAACACAUGGACUAGGGAGAGAAAGCAAAGUCCAAUCCCUGAAUGUUUUCAGGAAAGAAGAUCAGCUUUUUCCAGAUGUGGUACCUUAUCUUCUUCUGUCACCCUGUCUGGGGUGAUACAGCCUCCAUGUAUGGUGAGAUCUUGUCACCCAAUUAUCCUCAGGUGUACCCAAAUGAUGUGCAGGAAUCUUGGGAAAUCCAGGUCCCUCCAGGAUAUGGCAUUCACCUUUAUUUCACGCAUUUGGAUCUUGAACCUUCGCAGAACUGCGAAUAUGACUCUGUAAAGAUCUUAUCUGGUGGCCAUGUUGAAGGUUUGCUCUGUGGGAAGAAGAAAAGUCGUGUCCCUGGCUCCUCGAUUGUGGAGGAAUUUUAUAUCCCUUAUAACACCCUGACUAUGACCUUCCAAUCAGACUUUUCCAAUGAGGAGCGUUUCACUGGUUUUGCAGCCUACUAUGUUGCAGUGGACUUGGAUGAGUGCACAGAUUUUGUGGAGGAACCUUGCAGUCAUUAUUGUAAUAAUUAUAUCGGAGGUUAUUUCUGUACCUGCCCACCAGAUUAUUUCCUCUAUGAAGAUAAGAAAACAUGUGGAGUGAACUGCAGUGGCAGUGUCUUCACUGAGCCAUCAGGGGAGAUUGCUAGUCCAAACUACCCCAAUCAGUACCCAGAGAACUCACAGUGCAAGUACCAAGUGGCUCUGAGGCCAGGCUACUUUGUGGCGUUGACCAUACGCAGUGAAGACUUUGAUGUGGAACCAGCCGACUCAAAAGGGACUUGCCACGACAGUUUAAUACUUGUCUCUGGAAAGCAGCGUUAUGGUCCCUAUUGUGGCAGCAAAUUCCCAGGUCCUCCUGAAAUCAAAACUAGGAGCAACAUUCUUGACAUAAUUUUCCACACUGACCGUGCGAUACAGCACAAAGGGUGGAAAAUACGCUACUAUGCUGAGCCCAUAACCUGUCCCCAGAGUGUCAUUCCCAAUUCUGUUCUUGACCCAAAGAAGGACAGGUAUAUCUUCUCGGACAUUGUGAAGGUGACAUGUAUGGAAGGCUAUGAAAUUGUGAGGCAAUAUGACAGCAUCACAACUUUUCACUCCAGUUGUCAGAACAAUGGUGAAUGGAGCAACUCUAAUUACAGCUGUAUUCCUGUGAAUUGUGGUGAUCCCAGUCCUAUUGACAAUGGUAAAUAUGACUACAUCUCUGAACCUCAUGAGCCUCUGUACAAAGCUACUGUCCAGUAUUUCUGCAAAGCACCUUACUAUACCUUACAAAACAAAGGGGAAGCGGUAUAUCAAUGCUCAGCCAGUGGACAAUGGAUCAAUGAAGAAAUGGGAACAGAGCUACCAACAUGUGUUGCAGUCUGUGGCAUACCUAGUAAUCCUAUCCGAGAGACAGGAAAGAUUUUUGGAGGCACUCGUGCAGAAAAAGGCAACUUUCCCUGGCAGGUGUAUUUUGAACACCCAAGAGGAGCUGGCGUGCUCAUCUCUGAAAGAUGGGUAAUGACUGCAGCUCAUGUGCUGGACGGAUAUGACAUGCCUAGCAUGUUUGCUGGGACAAUAAAUAUUGGUGGAAGAGCUUUAUACGAAGAUGGAAAGCGGCUGGUUGCAGAGGCAUCAUUCAUCCAUCCGGGCUGGAAGAGGCUGCCCACAGGCUCUCAUAGGACUGAUUUUGAUAAUGAUAUUGCACUACUGAAGCUGAAGGAACCUGUGGAGAUGGGUCCAAACAUCUCACCCCUCUGUCUUCCUGGUAAAUCACCUGAAUAUGAGCUACAAAUAGGGACUCUAGGCUAUAUUGCUGGCUGGGGGUGGAGAGAGAAAGGAAGACUGCCCAAUUAUCUUUGGAAGGCCCAGAUUCCUGUGGUGGACAUGGACAAGUGCCGUUCUGUGAAACCAGAGGGCCCUGCUGAUUCCAGUGCAUACCGAUUCACCGACAAUAUGAUCUGUGCUGGUGGUGGCAAGGACAGCUGUAAGGGGGAUAGUGGUGGAGCUUAUUCCAUCCAAGAUCCUUUUAAUAGCAACCAGUCCUAUGUGGCUGGGUUGAUCUCCUGGGGACCAAAAUGUGGUACCUUUGGUCUCUACACCAAAGUAGUGCGUUAUUUGGACUGGAUUACAGAAACCAUGAAUAAGCAUGAGAUGAAGCCCAGCAUAAUUAGCUGAUUAGCUCUUUCUCCCUUUAGCACAGUCACUCUUCCUAAAUGUGAUGGUUACAUAUUCUGGUAGUAAGACUGGCUAUGAUUCUGUUCACUUUUCAUGUAUAACAGGGUAACUCACUGUGUCUGUGCAGAGUGAGUAGAGUGUCAGGAAUACGUAUUGUUUUUUCCCUCUGUCACUGUGAUUGGUAAGGGGAUUUCACUUUCUUCUUCCACGCAUUACUAUAAGGAAGCAUAAGAGGAAGAUGCUACUCUGUAUAAGGAGGCUCCUUCUGCUUCCUCUCAGUUUUUCUGUUUCAUUUUUCCCACUUGAUGAAGACAUACCCAUGCCCUACCUGACAGGGAGAUCACAACGAAGAGGAGAGAGAAUAAUUGUUAGUCUCAGGAUCAGUUCAAAGCCUAGUUUCUGAUUUCUGUAUUUCCUAUAUCGUUCAGAAUAUCUAAUGGCAUUAAAGAAUGUCCAAACUUGCUUCCCAUGUGUGUACUGUCCUUCUCCUCUCCCUGAAACUAAAUCAAGUACUGAGUCACUUACUGAACCAACAUAUUGCCAGCUUUUGUCAAGCUCUAACUUAUACUACCUUACUUCUCUGCAUAAGAGUUUCUGUGAAGUUCUUCUGAGUUAGUUGCAGCACACUGACCAACCACCACCAGCAACAAGGUCUUCUGAAUCAAGAUAAGCAGAACAGAAUAUCUUCAGAACUCUUAUUUAACUGUACCUAGGGCUUAUUUUUUCAAACUUUAUUGUCUAAGAUAAGAAAUAAAGAUUGCCUGUUUUGGGAAAGG
Phasianus colchicus (ring-necked pheasant) is the source of this 5690-nucleotide messenger RNA. RefSeq names its product complement C1s (gene C1S). Gene Ontology annotation, biological process: complement activation; proteolysis. Lineage: Eukaryota; Metazoa; Chordata; Aves; Galliformes; Phasianidae. The record is from RefSeq and is a predicted model, not a curated record. Gene Ontology annotation, molecular function: calcium ion binding; serine-type endopeptidase activity. Gene Ontology annotation, cellular component: extracellular region.